AUGGGUCUCCCCACUUAGUAGUUUUUACCUUGUAUGUUUUCACAUCAUAGCUACUCUAUCUAUAUACUUUGGAACACUUGAUAAAUGUGUCUUCAUUAGCUACAGUGCUGUAUCUUUGCCCUAAACACCUAAACCCUUUUACACUCUCAAAUGGCUAACAAUCAUUCCGAUGAAGAAGAAGAAUCCGGCGAAGAGAUGGAAGUUUCUUCGCCGGGAUCCGAAUCAGAAUACGAAUCUGAGCCCGAACCCGAACCCGAACCCGAACCCGAACCACAGAAAAAACCACCAGUCGCUGCUGCAAAGAAGCCGCCACCACCUCAAGAUUCUUCUUCUUCUGAAGAAGAAGAAUCCGAGUCUGAGUCUGAACCCGACCCGGAUCCGGUAACCCAGAAACCCAACCUGCUUGUUAAACCCAUUGCUUCCAAACCCAUGGAUGUCCCGAAAAAAUCCUCCCCGAAACCUAGAUCCAAAUCAGAUGCUAGCGCCAAGCUCGUUUCUCCGAAGAAGUCGAGUUCCACUGUCGGGGCGAAACGGGCAGCGGGUGAAGGUGAAGCAAAGGAAUCGAAGAAGUCUAAGAAGAAACAAGAGAAGGAGGUUGAAACUCCAGUGAAGAAACCGGUGAAUGAGGAUGUGAAACGGCAGUUGUUUCAGAGAUUAUGGAGUGAAGAUGACGAGGUUGCUAUUUUGAAAGGGAUGAGUGAUUACAGGUCGAAGAAAAAAGCUGACCCGGUUGCUGAUUUGGGUGCGUUUCAUGAGUCUAUUAAGAAGUCUUUGCACGUUGAUGUGUCGAAGGCGCAGUUGCAGGAUAAGAUUAGGAGGUUGAAGAAGAAGUAUAUGAACAAUGCUGGGAAGGAGAAGGGGAAAGAGAGGGUUUUAACGAAGGCCCACGAGCAGAAAGUGUAUGAAUUGUCGAAGAAGAUUUGGGGUAAGGAGAAAAGUGAUAAGGGGGAUCAAGUUGAGGUUGUUAAAGUGGAUAAUGUAGCUGCAAGUAAGGGGCGCCAAGAUGGUGGGGUUAAAGAUAAUGGGGUUUUGUUUGAAGUGAAGGAAGAGAAACCGAGCGCGGAGGUGGAGAAGGACGUGGAGGUUAAGCGUAAUUUGAAUUUGAUUCCGUGUGUGGAAAAUGUUGCUGGCUUGGAGAAGUGGCUUGAAGAGAAUUCCGGGGUGCUUAGCGUGGAGAAGAGGAAUGCGAUGAAGGAAAAGUGGGAAGCUUUGAAGGCAGCUGAGGCUGACUUGUGCUUGAGGAGGGUAAAGCUAAUUGCCGAGCAGAUGGAGCUGGUGCUCGAAGCUGUGAGGGAUUCUGGGACUGAGACAAUCAUAGUUGGUGUUAGUCGGGCUUCUAUGUUGAGGCUGUCAUUUAUGUUGAGAGGGGGAGGCGGCUACACACUCUUUUGCCCUAAAUGCCUGAAGUCUUUACACUAUCAAAUGGCUAAGGAUCACUUCAACGACGAUGAAGAAUUCGGUGAAGAUUUGGAAGUUUCUUCACCAGGAAAAAUAGAUACCGAAUCAGAAUCCGGUGAAGAGAUGGAAGUUUCUUCACCAGGAAACAUAACCGAAUCAGAAUCCAAAUCUGAACCUGAACAGCCACCAGUCGCCACUCCAAACAAGCCACAACCUCAAGAUUCCUCUUCUUCUACAGAGGAGGAAUUCUACACCGACUCCGAACCCGAUCUGGAUCCAAAAACCCAGAAACCAAACUCAGUUGUAAAACCCAUAUCAUCAAAGCCCAUGGAUGACCCAAAAAAACCUAGAUCUGAAGCAGAUAAAGGUCAAGUUGAAGUUGUUAAAGUGGAGAAUGUAGCAGCUACUAAGGGGAAAAAAGAUGGUGGAGGUAAAGAUAAUUGGGUUUUGGUUAAAGUGAAGGAAGAGAAACAGAACGUGGAGGUGGAAAAGGCAGUGGAGUUUGCUCCUAAUUUGGGUCUGAUUUUGUGUGUGGAAAGUGUUGCUGCUUUAGAGAAAUGGCUGGAAGUUUCUUCACCAGGAAACAUAGAUACUGAAUCAGAAUCCAAAUCUGAACCUGAACAACCACCGGUCGCCACUCCAAAAAAGCCACAACCUCAAGAUUCCUCUUCUUCUACAGAAAAGGAAUUCGACUCCGACUCUGAACCUGAUCUGAAUCCAAAAACCCAGAAACCAAACUCAGUUGUAAAACCCAUAUUAUCAAAGCCCAUGGAUGACCCCAAAAAACCUAGAUCCGAAGCAGAUAAAGGUCAAGUUGAAGUUGUUAAAGUGGAGAAUGUAGCAGCUACUAAGGGGAAAAAAGACAGUGGAGGUAAAGAUAAUUGGGUUUUGGUUGUAGUGAAGGAAGAGAAACAGAACGCCGAGGUGGAGAAGGCGGUGGAGUUUUCUCCUAAUUUGAGUCUGAUUUUGUGUGCGGAAAGUGUUGCUGCUUUAGAGAAGUGGCUGGAAGUUUCUUUACCAGGAAACAUAGAUACCGAAUCAGAAUCCGGCGAAGAGAUGGAAGUUUCUUCACCGGGAAAUGUAGCAGCUACUAAGGGGAAAAAUGACAGUGGAGGUAGAGAUAAUGGGGUUUUGGUUGAAGUGAAGGAAGAGAAACUGAGCGCGGAGGUGGAGAAGGCCGUGGAGGUUAAGCGUAAUUUGAAUUUGAUUCCUUGUGUUGAAAAUGUUGCUGGCUUGGAGAAGUGGCUUGAAGAGAAUUCUGGGGUGCUUAGCGUGGAGAAGAGGAAUGAGAUGAAGGAAAAGUGGGAAGCUUUGAAGGUAGCUGAGGCUGACUUGUGCUUGAGGAGAGUGAAUCUAAUUGCUGAGCAGGUGGAGCUGGUGCGCGAAACUGUGAGAGAUUCUGGGAUUGAGAUCUUGAAAGAGUAAACUAGUUUAUGACGA
Capsicum annuum is the source of this 2838-nucleotide messenger RNA. Its product is annotated as titin. The record is from RefSeq and is a predicted model, not a curated record. NCBI's taxonomy places the organism in Eukaryota, Viridiplantae, Streptophyta, Magnoliopsida, Solanales, Solanaceae. Gene Ontology annotation, cellular component: nucleus. The transcript is spliced from 3 exons. Gene Ontology annotation, biological process: regulation of DNA-templated transcription. The coding region runs from base 151 to 2823 and encodes 890 amino acids.